This is a messenger RNA of Puccinia graminis f. sp. tritici CRL 75-36-700-3, 1440 nucleotides long. RefSeq lists its product as uncharacterized. The transcript has 2 exons. Lineage: Eukaryota; Fungi; Basidiomycota; Pucciniomycetes; Pucciniales; Pucciniaceae. The record is from RefSeq and is a predicted model, not a curated record. Bases 1 to 1440 code for a protein of 479 amino acids.
AUGCACCAAGGAUCCUACACAAACUCCAUUAACCAAUUAAAACACAACUAUGAAGAACGAAUCCAAUACUUGGAGGAAGUCGUAGGCCUCCUGAUAGCCAGAAGAGAACCCCCGUCGUUGCCGCCUACCUCCUCAGCUCCCUUGUGCGGCUCUUUCAGGUACUCGAUCAGGCGAGGCCUGGAACCGGUCUUAUCAAUGACAGCAACAUCAUUACCUCCCCAUUGGCGGAUUGGAAGGCCAGUGAGGCAGAAACAUGCUAGAUCCCCGCCUCGUCGACAAGCCUUUGGUUUUACUUGCCAACCACUAAACCCGGAAACUUGCCCGUCCAUCACCCAGAGUUCAUCUUCGGACUCAGCUAAGUCGUUGUCACCGACUUCACUGCCAAAAAGCUUUCCGAAAAGCCGUACACCCUCGGCACCCUCAUUUGUUCCGGAUGCCAGCAUUGGUGGACAUUCACCUAAGCCUGCUAGUCAGACUGACCAGUCCCCCCACGGUCAUCCGAGCAACAUCGUCCCACCCGACCAAACAGAUGUCUGGCCAUUGUCCACUGCCGCCAAGGACCAUGCCUCAAUCACCAUCACCACAGUACACCAGCCUACUGCUGUAAACCCAAUGGAGGUCUCAGCAUCACCAACCGACUCGGGUGUUCCUCUCGGAACCGCCAAAACAGCCGCCGUUCUUGUUCAUAGCGCUGAGACCCUGGCCUCGCCCACCGUCACCCAGUCUCCGUCUUCUGUUAUUGCGAUCGUCGCUGAAUCCCCAGCUAGUACUUCUAUUAAUGCAGUCUCCGUUAGUGAGAUCAUUGUGACAACUGAAGAUCCAACUUUGACCUCAUCCUUGCUUGAUCCUCUUACACAAGCUGCUACCUUGGACACCCUUGGUUCUAAGAACCAUAUCUUUGAAGCUUCACACCAAGCAGCCACCCAGAUCAAUCAUCCAAUUGGCAUUGUCCCACCCACUGCAUUAUCAUCUAUCAAUUCUAUUUUGGACUCUACUACUUCCACCGCGACUUCUACCUCCUCAAACUACCUUGACUGCUCAUCUCCUGUCUACCCAACUGCCGAAGUCUGCCCUGAAAACACUGAGGUAGCUGAAGCAGGAUCCCUAGCCAUUGAGAAUGAUGAGAGUGCUUCUAUGGACUCCAAAAUUGCCCCAGAAUAUUCACACACAACUCUAGAAUACUACAACGACAUCGACAACUACCUCAAACUCUCUGGUGUGAAUGAAACUCAAAUAAGAAGAAAAAAGAAGAAGAAGAAGAAGACCACCAAUCACAACUCUGACUCGUGUAUAUCAGCACCACCUGUUGACAUACCAAUAGCUGCUGUGGGUUCCUUGACAGUAAUGAGUGAAGAAGAACUGGCAGCCCUGGAAAGACAGAAUGACCCCCGCUACCGCCCAAUUGAAGAUUCAGAGUUUGUACCGUUUGAAGACUGGUGA